This is a messenger RNA of Phacochoerus africanus (Common warthog), 2608 nucleotides long. It is a transcript of the gene IQUB, whose product is annotated as IQ motif and ubiquitin domain containing. NCBI's taxonomy places the organism in Eukaryota, Metazoa, Chordata, Mammalia, Artiodactyla, Suidae. Gene Ontology annotation, molecular function: protein binding. The transcript has 13 exons. Gene Ontology annotation, biological process: cilium assembly. The record is from RefSeq and is a predicted model, not a curated record. Gene Ontology annotation, cellular component: motile cilium; acrosomal vesicle. The coding region runs from base 140 to 2542 and encodes 800 amino acids.
CCUGGUGGGAGGGGAGGGGUGCCAGGGCCGUUCCUAGGAUACGACGGGUAACAGAGAAUUCGGCAAGUGUGGACUCUGCUGUCUAGGAGCCUGAGAAACCGCUUCCACCAAAAAACCCCUGCACUUAUUAGUCAGGAAAAUGUCUGAUCAGGAGAAAAAAUCUGAUGCUCAGAACGUUGUUGAUUCAUCAGAAGAAAUAAAGGAUACUUUGGGGACUAUCAGUAUUCCAGUUUCCUCAGAAGAACUUCCAGACUCAGAUCAAACUGAAGACAAUGAAUAUGAACUAGAACUAUCUGGUUGGGACCAUGAAAGACCUGUUGAGGAUUCGAGUGACCAGAGCCUUUCAAGUCUGGAACUAAACGAUAUCAAGCAGCUCAUGGAAGACGUUAUGUCAACUGAACAAGUGUCACAUUCUCCCAGAGACAGUGGAGAUUCUCUAACUAAAUCUGAUAAUGAAGAGCAGUCAGCCAAAAAAUAUUCAAAAGAUUCCCUGAGAUUUCUGGAAAAAGUGAAGGCUGUGAAGGAAUCUCUGAGAACAUCAACAAAAGACUCUUCAGCAACAGUAAAAGUUGUACUUCUUCCUGUGGGCCAGGAAAUUAUAAUGCCCUUUAAAAUCGACAUUGUUUUAAAAGAACUCAAGGAGCAUUUUUCAUCCCUGUUAGGUAUCCCACCUUAUAGCCUACAGAUAAGACGGGCAGGAAUGAUUCUUAAAAAUCAGGAGACAUUACUGCAACAUGGAGUUAAGCCCCAGGAUGUUGUACAAGUGGAAAUCUUCUCUUUACAUCCAGAUCUAUAUCCAAUCAGAAGAAUAGCUAGAUUAAGUGAUGUCUCUCAAAUCAUAACUGUCAGAGUACAAACUGGCAUUGAUGAGUAUCAGGAAGUGGCGGUUGAGAUGAUAAGAUCUGAAUUUCACAAACCAUUUCUUGGUGGAUUUAGACAUAAAAUAACAGGAAUAGAAUAUCACAAUGCUGGAACACAAACUGUACCUAAAAAGAGUCCUGAAAAACUGAAUGUAUUUUGUAGGGAUACCCAGACAGUUUUUCAGAGAAGGAAGCUCCAACAAACUACAAAUACAACAUCCACACAGAUGACUAAAAUUGGUGUAUAUAUAUCAAAUGUGACUGAUAAACUGGUAACACCAGGAAAAUAUCUUUCAGCAGCAGAAUAUCAUGCUCGAAGAUUAGAGGCGGUAAUCGUGAUACAGACUCACUACAGACGAUGGCAUGCUAAAGUCACGGUAGAGAAUUUGAGAAGACAGAAAAUGUUCAGGUUGAAGUGGGAAGCACAGGAAGAACUAAGGAAGAUAAAAGAAAAAGAAGAAUGGAUGAAACUGGAUUAUUACCGGAGGCAUAAUCCUCAAACAAAAGAAGAUUUUGAACUUCUUUAUAAUGCACUGGAAUUCUGGCGGCAAGAAGAACUCGCACGCAUUAACCAGUCUUUCACUGGAGCUGAAAGGAAAGCUGCUUUGUGUGAACUUCUGGAAAAAGAAACCCAGAUAAUUGCUUCCAUUGGGAGACAUAGAUACAUUGCUUAUACGGCAAACCGGGAAGCAUCAAUAGAAGCUUUUUUGGAUAAGUGUUCAGCCCCAAAGGUAUGGAGAACGUUUGAUGGCAAAAUAAUUGAGAUGGAUACACAGUUCACCAUAAGAUCCAGGGAGCUGCAAAACAUCUAUAAAUGCAUUAUGCUGAGAAAUAUCUCUCAAGAUGAGAGGCUGGAUGUACUUUUAACACUUAAACAUACUGUAAAGGAACAUGAAUGUAAACUGACUCAGGAGAUUCUAGAAUUGAUUGACAGGGAGGUUGACCUUAUGAUGAGAGGAGUCAAACAUGAAAACCUUGCAGGACUCAGAAAAAGGAUUGCAACACUCUUUUUUCAUUACAUCAAAACACCUCUGUUUAAUCCAGAAGUUGCAAGACACCUUAAGGUCCCUCAAGACCCACUGAAGUUUUACAAGAAGAUUUACUUUUGCCACAGUUGCCAGUUCUAUUUGCCGUCUACAGAGUUUGCUGUAUCCUCCACCUCACACCGCAUUUACCGGUGCCGUCACUGCGUUAACCUUGACAAUGAGACUCGGAAACGAGAAUCGUUUUUGAAGCACAAAUGUUUACUUCAGAGGCUCUACAAUUCAGAAGCUGAAUAUGAAGAUGAUUCUAAAAUUGCUUUCCUGAUGCAGCUACAGGAUAUUCAGUACCUGACGGAGAAUAUCUGGGCAUCCCAGUCAGUGCUCAGUGCCUGGAAGGACCUCAAUGAUCUGGUCAUGGUCAGGUGGGAUAAGUCCUUGGAGUGGUCGCCCUGGAACUGCAUUCUUCUUACCAAAGACGAAGGCGCUACUCAUCUCAAGCUAAAAAGUAUUGAAGAGGGAUAUGAACCCUUGUUUAUUCACAAGAUCAAACACAAACACUUCCUGGCUAAGAACUAUUUUUCUCAAAUUCCACUAUUGGCUUCAUUUUUACUUGAUGAUGGUGAAGUAGAUGAGAUCAGAAAGAAACACCUGUCAGAGCCAACAUCUAAAAUUAUAGAAAUUCAGAGGCCUAGUCCUUAGAAGAUCCAGGACUGUUUGAUGAUCAGCAUUUUUGUCCACUGCUAGUAGAGUAAUACAGAGGUCACA